Messenger RNA from Crotalus tigris (Tiger rattlesnake), 3956 nucleotides. RefSeq names its product STAM binding protein (gene STAMBP). The record is from RefSeq and is a predicted model, not a curated record. Gene Ontology annotation, cellular component: endosome; cleavage furrow. Gene Ontology annotation, molecular function: K63-linked deubiquitinase activity; metal-dependent deubiquitinase activity; protein binding. Bases 156 to 1427 code for a protein of 423 amino acids. NCBI's taxonomy places the organism in Eukaryota, Metazoa, Chordata, Lepidosauria, Squamata, Viperidae. The transcript is spliced from 10 exons. Gene Ontology annotation, biological process: protein K63-linked deubiquitination.
UUGACCUUCGUAACAGAAGGAAGCGGAAGUUCCUCGGCUCAACUUCCGGCCUCAUCUCAGUGUCCGAGAGCUGGCCUAGAGAAGCCGGAAGCGACUUUUGCGCGGUUCUGUGGUGGCCUGUUGCCGGCCGGGAGCUUCUGUGCAGAUUAACCUAUAUGCCUGACCAUGCAGAUGUCAGCCUGCCCCCAGAAGACCGGGUCAGAGGUCUCAUUCAUAUGGGGAGUACUGUGGAGGUGAAUGAAGAUGUUCCACCACGGCGAUACUACCGUUCAGGUGUUGAAAUAAUCCGAAUGGCAACUAUUUAUUCUGAAGAAGGCAACAUCGAACGUGCCUUUAUAUUGUACAACAAAUACAUUACGCUUUUCUUAGAGAAACUCCCCAAGCAUCGUGAAUAUAAAACUGCAAUCAUUCCAGAGAAGAGAGAGACAGUGAAAAAACUAAAAGAGGUUGCAUUCCCUAAAGCAGAGGAGUUGAAAAAAGAGCUUUUAGCAAAAUACAACAAAGAAUAUGCAGAGUACAAUAUACAGAAGAAGAAGCAAGAGGAGGAAUUUGCCCGCACCUUGGCCCUACAGCAACAGCUGGAGGAGGAGAGGCAGAGAGUGGCUCGCAUGAAGCAACAGCAGGCCGAACAGGAGCAGUUCCAUGCCUUUGAAGACAUGAUCAGGCGCCAGGAGCUUGAGAAAGAGCGCCUGAGGGUGGUGCAGCAAUUUGGGACAGCAACUCCCGGCCCCUUGGAGGAUCCCUUAAUACCUGGUGUGCUCAAGCCCCCCACCGAUCCCCAAACCCUUAUGUCUGCUGGUCAACCUUUGAGCCCCGCUGGAGGAAGUGGACUACCAAAGCCGCCCAUAGUGGACAGGUCUCUAAAACCUGGCACUUCGGGGAACUCAGAAAACAAUGCAGUUAUAGAUGGUCUUCGCCACAUCAUUGUCCCCAGGGAGCUCUGUCAUAAAUUUCUGCAGUUGGCAGAUGCAAAUACAGCCAGAGGUGUGGAGACAUGUGGGAUCCUCUGUGGGAAGCUGAUGAGGAAUGAAUUCACAAUAACCCACGUCAUUGUUCCCAAGCAGCAUGGAGGCCCUGACUAUUGCAACACUGAGAGUGAGGAGGAGCUCUUCCUAAUCCAGGAUCAGAACAGCCUGAUCACCUUGGGAUGGAUCCAUACUCAUCCUACUCAAACAGCUUUCCUUUCCAGCGUGGAUUUGCACACCCAUUGCUCCUAUCAGAUGAUGUUGCCAGAGUCUAUUGCUAUCGUUUGUUCACCUAAGUAUCAAGAGACUGGAUUCUUUAAACUGACAGACCAUGGAAUGGAGGAGAUCUCUUCCUGCAGACAAAAAGGAUUCCAUCCCCACUGCAAAGAUCCUCCUCUCUUUAUUACUUGCAACCAUGUGACCAUCAUGGAACAAGAAGUGGCAGUGCUGGACCUUCGAUAAGGCUGCCUUUAUAUCUCUCAUCAGCUAUUUCUGUCCUUCUUAAAGCUAAUUUAUGGUUGCUUCUCUCACUUUCUGUGCAGUGAUAUCCAGAAUCUUACCUGUAACAACAAAGGAAUUUUGCCUUCUCUUUGAUCACAUGCAAAUAAUAAUUUGGGGCAUUGCUGAGAAUCAGUAAAGCAAAAUUAUAAACUAAAAUUAACCCUAACCUUGAUACAGCUAGUCUUGGCUGCUGACAAAGGUUUUUCAACAAACCAGGCUCCAGAACACACACACAGGCACAAACAAACAGGAACAAUUCUUGGAAGUGUUUGGCUUGACUCGGAGAACAUCCAUCCUUCUAUCUAUUAAGAUCUUUCUCAACUCUUGCGUGUUCUUGGAAAACAUCGGCCCCAUCAGUGAUUUGGAAUUCUCACACUCAACUGCUGUGCCAAAAUUUUGACUUUAGUGAGCGGUAAUAAAGCAAUUUUUGUGUCGGAUAGAAGAAAGUACCCACAAAGAAAAUCAGGCUAGUGCCUAUAGGUCUUAGAUUCCUCUUUCCUAGAUUCGGGGUCCUCAACCUUUCUAAUUUUACGGACUAGAGGGGGGGGAGGAGAGGAAAUGGUUCUGUGCGAGUAGCAGACAUACACACUUAUGCAUGCAGUUCCAUUUGAAUGAGUGGUGGGCACUCCUGUGCGUGUGUGAAGCUCCAUUUGUGUGAACACAAAUAGAGCUGUGUGUGCUCACUUGCUGCAGCCUUGGGGUUAGGGUCCCUUGCCCUAGAUAAUGGCACCUUGUUCCAAGGGAAUAAUUCAUGUGUUUACGAAGAGAGAAUCAAAGGAGUUUCUUGAAAUAACUAGCUAGGAGGUUUUUUUUGUUACCGAUUCUCCCUUUUUAGGAAUCUGCAUUUUAUAAAAACAUGUCAGUCUAAGCUUAAUCUUUCUACGGCUAUGCUUUAAACCCUGUGAAAGACUAAACUACCCCAUGUAGUCCAUGUGCAGAAAAACAGCCUAGUAGAAGAUGCAAAACGUGUAUUCAAGCUCAAUAAAUUCCUCUCGUGCUGCUGCUGUGAUCCUCUCCUGCCCCAAAGUGAAAAAGAGUGCCCAAAAUAUGCACGUGACCUCCAUAAUUGUUUCUCAAUAGCAGCUGAUGCGAAAUGAGACCCUUUCUAAUUCCUGAUUUUCUCCAGUGACUUCAUUCAGUCAUAAUUAGUUAUAUUUCUGUGGAGAGAGACAUGAAAAUGCCUAUCAUUUCUGCACAAAUUCAUUCAUUUACCCUUGGUAGUGUGUUUCUGCUACCUGUUUCAAGUUGUGAGGAGGACUGGCUGAAGAACUAGAUGUGUCACUUCUUACUGAGAAUAGGCUAAGUUUGCUCCUUGAAAAUAGGGCACCAGGCUUCUUUGCUGCAUGUCCUUCCCCAGGCUACAGCAGGUUUCAGCAUGGGUGGUGCCUGGGUUCCAAAGUCUGGGUGUGUGAGGAACAAAAGUGGCUGUCAGAGCUGAUUUAGGAGGGAUUAUUUCACUGAAUUGUGCAGUCUGUGAUCUGUCCUCUGGGAAAGCCAAAAGCUUCCAAAGUUGUCUUGGGAUCUGGCAGGUGAAGGGCAGCAGACAUUAGUAGUUCAGAUUUCUCAGAAGACAGCUGUCAAUUGCUACUGAUCUUACUCUGCAAUAUGCAACUGCAGAAAAGUGCUGGAAAAUAGAGUGUUACCUGUUCUCUCCAAGGGAUACUUGGCAGACCCUUUGCUAUGUGGUUUGCAAUGAGUAUCUGAAUAUGCUCUGGAAAUCUUGCAUCAUGCUAAUUAAUGAUUAAUAAUUAGGCAAAGUAGGAUUUUUCAAACAGGAUCAUCAAUAAAAAAUGUGAAGGUUAAAUUGGUCCCCAACCCCUGGGCCAUGGCCCGAUACUGGGCUGUCGCCAGUUUGGAACUGGGCUGUGCAAGUGUCAGACCAGCACACAGGCGCAGCCCCAUGUGCCCGAGCAGCGGGUACCCGUGUACGUUCAAACGCCUGCUGCAUGGAGCUGUGUGUGUAAGUGUGCGCCCCUGCCACUCGCGCAGAACCAUUUUCCCUCCCCCUCCCCCCCCCGCUGGUUCACAAAACCAGAAAGGUUUGGGACCACUGAGUUAAAUGGCAGAAAACCUUAGCUGGUGGCCUCAGUCCAUGAUAGUCAAUUGGAUAGUGCAAAUUCCCAAGCACGGCUGGCCAGCUGCUGCCGCCUAACCAAAGACAGCUUUGCCCCCGACUCUCAAGGCAGCGUCCCUGGCCUGAGAGUUGGUCCCCCCCCCCCCAGGCCAGGCCUGUUCUAUGUUCAGGGCUGCAUUCCACUGCAAUGGCCAAGGGAUAUGAACCCAAGGCAGGAGCUGGACUGGAUGCCCAGAUCAGUGCUGCCUUAUUCACAAAUUGGGGCUGUUUGAACAAAGGCUCCGAAUCUGGAAGGGGAAGGGGUCCUCUGGCUGAACUCAAAAGGCCUUCCUGGCGUAAGCAGAAACUGACCUAAAGCUCUGAAGCUGCCACUUGGUGAGCAAGACUGUUGCAGAGGAUAUUCAGCAUGCCUUGAG